Camelus dromedarius (Arabian camel) is the source of this 2091-nucleotide messenger RNA. RefSeq names its product MAX dimerization protein MLX (gene MLX). Gene Ontology annotation, cellular component: nucleus. The record is from RefSeq and is a predicted model, not a curated record. Lineage: Eukaryota; Metazoa; Chordata; Mammalia; Artiodactyla; Camelidae. Gene Ontology annotation, biological process: regulation of transcription by RNA polymerase II. The transcript is spliced from 8 exons. Gene Ontology annotation, molecular function: DNA-binding transcription factor activity, RNA polymerase II-specific; protein dimerization activity; RNA polymerase II cis-regulatory region sequence-specific DNA binding. Bases 82 to 978 code for a protein of 298 amino acids.
UGGAUCACGUGGGUGCGCCUUGCCUCUUCCUCGCCGCAGGGGGCCCGCCCGCGGGCAGGUUUCCGGUUCGGUGGGUCGGAGAUGACGGAGCCGGGCGCCUCUCCAGAGGACCCCUGGGUCAAGGCAAGCCCCGUGGGCGCGCACGCCGGCGAGGGGAGGGCGGGUCGGGCUCGUGCACGUAGGGGGUCCGGAAGACGAGGGGACUCCCUGCAGUCCCUAGAGCUCCCCCCGCUCUCCGGGCCCCGGGGCUGCAGAGAAGACAGCUCUCACCCGGCGUGUGCCAAGGUGGAGUAUGCCUACAGCGACAACAGCCUGGACCCCGGGCUUUUUGUAGAAAGCACCCGCAAGGGGAGUGUAGUGUCCAGAGCUAAUAGCAUCGGUUCCACCAGUGCCUCUUCUGUCCCCAACACAGACGACGAGGACAGCGAUUACCACCAGGAAUCUUACAAGGAGUCCUACAAGGACCGGCGGCGGCGAGCACACACGCAGGCCGAGCAGAAGAGGAGGGAUGCCAUCAAGAGAGGCUAUGAUGACCUCCAGACCAUCGUCCCCACCUGCCAGCAGCAGGACUUCUCCAUUGGCUCCCAAAAGCUCAGCAAGGCCAUCGUUCUGCAGAAGACCAUUGACUACAUCCAGUUUUUGCAUAAGGAGAAGAAAAAGCAGGAGGAGGAGGUGUCCACACUACGCAAGGACGUCAUGGCCCUAAAGAUCAUGAAAGUGAACUAUGAGCAGAUUGUGAAGGCACACCAGGACAACCCCCAUGAGGGGGAGGACCAGGUCUCUGACCAGGUUAAGUUCAACGUGUUUCAAGGCAUCAUGGACUCCCUCUUCCAGUCCUUCAAUGCCUCCAUCUCCGUGGCCAGCUUCCAGGAGCUGUCGGCUUGUGUCUUCAGCUGGAUAGAGGAGCACUGUAAGCCUCAGACCCUACGGGAGAUUGUGAUUGGCGUCCUGCACCAAUUGAAGAACCAGCUUUACUGACCGGCUCUUGGAACCUGCAGAACAGCCAGCAAGAGGCCUUGAGUCUCCUACUUGGCCAUGGAGCCACUGGGCUUAUGAGACUGGACUGUGACACCAUACACCAGUCAGCUGCUUUCUCCUUGGUAUUUGGCUUCCCAGCUCCCACUGACCCCACCACAGCCCCAUCUUCAAUGGGGCUGUGGUGUUUUUAUUAUGAAAGCUUUGAUUAAUUUAUUAUAUUGACCAUAGAUCUCAAACCUACCUAGUCUUCCCCUCUCCUCAUAAAAGUCCUUGGGAUUGGUGUCUGCUCUGGGCAACCCAAAGAGCUCCUGGCUUCUCCCCUUUUUCUAAGCCUCAGAUUUCUGCUCAUAUAUGGCAACUACUGUUUGCCUGUUUUGGUCUCUCGGGCAACAUUUAGCCCAAAUUUGGCCAUUUGGGCAGUAGGUGGUUGGGAAGAAAGGAGUAAGAGGAGAUACUCCCCACAGUCACGAAGGGGAAAGGUUGCUUCAUGCCUAGGCUAGGGUUGCCUGGUCAGCCCAAGGUGAGGCCAGAGUUUUCGCUGGCCAGCUCAGGGUAGGGCUGCCAGGUUCCUGCCCUCAUCUCCUACUCCACUGCCUCCCCUUCUUUUCUACUCUGGGCUGUAGAGGGAAGCAGACUACCCCCCACACCUGCCCUCUCUGUCCCCACAGGCAGUAGCACUGCACAGCAAAGCCGAGUGGCACAGCACUACAUAUUAAAUGUUUUUAUUUUUUUAAACACCAACAAUGCAAUUUUGCUAAAGUUACAAUUUUGGAAAAUUAACAUGCCUCAAGACCACUCUCAGCGUUUUUGUCAAGUGUAUCUGGGUCGUCACCAUCUCAGUGCUGCCUGCAUUUCUCCCAGGAUUUGGGCUGGGGUGAAGAGGUGUAGAGAAGAUACUCUAAAGGUCUCCUGGGGUUUAGAGCCCAAGGGAGUCCUGGGUGAGGCCCUGAGCUCCUUGAAUACCAUGCAUGGUAGCCUCUCUCUGCCCUUGUCCCCCAACCUCCCUUUUGCCUUCCUCAGGUUUGAUAUCCAGGAGGUUUGAUUAUCCAGAGGAAAUUAAAUAUUUUUAUAUCAAAUUAUAUUACAAUAAAUAUUGCUAAAUGCUUUCCUUUA